This is a messenger RNA of Giardia duodenalis, 1506 nucleotides long. RefSeq lists its product as uncharacterized. NCBI's taxonomy places the organism in Eukaryota, Fornicata, Diplomonadida, Hexamitidae. The record is from RefSeq and is a predicted model, not a curated record. The transcript has a single exon. The coding region runs from base 1 to 1506 and encodes 501 amino acids.
AUGACAGUGGCCGAGCCGCAGGAGUCUGCGCAGGACAACCCCGCAGUGCUGACUGUAUGGACAUCGGGGUUUACUGGCCACAUUGCAAGCGCUUCUCUUAGAAGCGUCCGAUUAGCGACACUCAUAGAAGUGCUUUUAAAAGCAAAUUAUAGCACUCUGCAGGAUUUUUCCAUUAUUCUCUCUGGUGUCGUUUUGAUACAAACAUACAAAUCAUCCACUGUGCUUAGCGUUGCGCGUAAGAUGCACCAGCUUUUGUCCUUGGCCAAAUCCACUCGGAAGGCUUCUUCAGCAGUGGCCAAGAGUGCAGGCCCACGAGCCCUAGGUCUCUCAUUACAUUUCUCUACCAUUGUAGCUAAUAAGACUACUCGGCAUAAUGCGCUGAUCUCUUCCAUAUUUGGCACUCAAUCUAAAGAGGACAGCCUCGAAGACCAAGAAUAUCCAAGAAAUCUCGAUUUUGUACACCAGUUACCAGGGGGUGUAUGGGCCAAUCUACUGAAAGAAGAUACUGAAAGCGAUCUACUGUCAUUCUCUAAAGCAACAAAUGUUCCCUUCUCCCUCACCAAUCCAGAAUCACAAGAUCCUUUCCAUGAUAGUAUGAUGGGCUCUAUUUCUUUGGCAAAUAAUUCAGACGCCGACAUGCAAGUCCGUGCGGUCGAGGGGGAGCUUGUACGUGCCACCUCUGAAAUUGGGCUCAAUGACCUCGAUACAAGCCAGGUUGUCACUGGGCAUGCCAUGCAUAGUUCUUUGCUGUCCAAACACGCGUUUGAUGUGUCUGGCAGCGCAUUUCUGGAGGCCUCGCAGAAGUUGACGAGCCUUUUCUUGGCCAAUACCUCUGACAAGCUUCCAGAUGUUACCGUCACCGUUAGAGAGAUAAAGAAUCCAGCGAAGAAGAGCAGCACUGCCACAGUCGCUGCAAAGAGAACCAGACCCCCAUCAUUCCUUUUCGAUAAGCAGGCACGUAUGCAUCACAGUACUAUGCAGAAGUAUGCGUAUAGGCCACCAGAUCAAGUAGUAGCCUCCAUCUUCAUAGACUUUAGAGAUAGGCAUCCAAUUCAAGAGGUAGUCAAUAAACCAGAUAUCACUUUCAAUUGGUCUGAGCCAGAGUAUCAUGACUUAGCGACCAUUGUCUCGGAGAAUUGGAAAUGUUUCAGACAAGAAGAUCUUCCAGAGGAGGACUGCAUGGUCACUACUCCCGUGGGGUGUGAGGAGCCCCCAGAGCCGGACUAUAGUGAAGCCUCGCCACUCAAUGAAAAAGCUUCAGCACAGGGUGAUAGCCACUCACAUAAACAUGAUAGUAUACCCGAAAGUGGGCUGACAUUGCUGUCCAUGCUAAGGCAGUCCUCGGCACCCCUUUCGAUUUCAGAAUUAGCCGGAUCAUCGAGACGAAUGGCAGCCUCUCUGUUUUUGGCUUCUCUGGCUCUGAGAGCCAGCAACACGGUUGUGCUCAAACAGGGGCGUACCAUUUCUCUUCAGCGUGACGUUACCAUGUCAUUGGGGAGACACUGA